AUGUCCCGCUCCGCACCUGCCUUCAUCGCCGAGAAGCCAAUCGACUACGAAUACACUAUACCUGGAGCUAUCCUCAUGGACGGCCUCUUGCAUUCGUUUUGCAUCGGAUUCGUUCUCGCUGAAGGGCUCAAGUAUUGGGACGAAUAUAAAGAUGAUGUGCGGAGAAAACGUGUUUUCGUUCUGCUCGUCGUGUUGCUGUCAUUGUUGCAAACAGUUCUCCAAGAUUACAAAGUGUGGACUGUUGCCGUUCUUGGCUCGCCCUGGGCGUCUAGCCCAUUGAUGUGGUGUGAUUUCUUUAUCAAUGCUGUGAUCUGCUCGAUGUGCGAGGCGUUCUAUAUUCGACGGAGUUGGAAGAUGACAGGGAAAAGUCCCGCCGUCCUCUACCCGAUGUCUCUGCUUUGGUUGGGAGCAAUCGCUGCACAUUUAUAUAUCACUAUCACCCUGGCUCUUGAAUUCCAAUAUUUCACCAUCGGCCACAUCUUUAAUAAGGAAGUGGAGAGCUUGUUCAGAAAUACGGUGAUCGUAUUCUCGUAUUGGAUAGUAGGCUGCACAGGUCUGUCGACUAUUUUGUUUUUCUUCGUGACAAGCGAAUUCUGCAGCACAGUCCUUGAUCUUAGUGUCGCCAUCAUCUUGAUAAUCGCGCUGUUCAAAUCCAAGACUGGUCUAGAUAGUUCCGACACCGCAAUGAAUCGAGUGAUCCUCAUGACUUUGGAGACUGCUCUCUUACCUUCGAUAUCGAUGGUCACCGGCGUUGUUGUUCUUCACGCGGCUUCCAAUCCUGGCAAAAACGAUGAUCUGGUGCUUUUCUUCGUCUUCAUCACCGCGAAACUUUAUGCCAUUGGACUGCUUCGUACCUUAAAUUCUCGCCAUCGUUUGCGUCAAAGGCUUGACUCGACAGAUAUUGGAAGAACGACCCUUGGGAAGUGGACCUGGGACCAAAACCAUCACCCGAAUCACCAGGCGCUUGAGAUAGUGGAAGUAAGAACAGAGAGGGAUUCGCAGCUUGUAAUGGAUGCAACAUUGCGUGGUUCAUUGAGUUCGACUGCAACUGCUCAUCGCUAUCAGGAAGUGGAUCGAGAGGAGGUGCGAGGGGUAGAGAGGAAGCGUGGUAUGUCGAAGAGUCGACUGCGUGUAGCGAGCAUCCAUGGGGAUGAGGAGGAAAACAUAUGA
Mycena indigotica is the source of this 1170-nucleotide messenger RNA. RefSeq lists its product as uncharacterized. The transcript is spliced from 13 exons. Lineage: Eukaryota; Fungi; Basidiomycota; Agaricomycetes; Agaricales; Mycenaceae. The record is from RefSeq and is a predicted model, not a curated record. The coding region runs from base 1 to 1170 and encodes 389 amino acids.